AUGGGAAGUAAUAAGGCUCCUGGGAUUGAUGGUUUCACGUAUGAAUUUUUCAAGAGUUGUUGGAACACUUUGAAAGAGGAUAUUAUGUUUCUUUUUAAGGACUUUCAUAGGUUGAAGUCUAAGAAACCUGACAUUCUUUGUAAGAUCGAUAUGGAGAAGGCUUUUGAUAAUGUUAACUGGAAUUUCUUAUUCACAAUUUUGAAAAAGCAUUACUUUGGGGAUAAGUGGAUAUCAUGGAUUAGAUGGUGUGUUUCUUCUUCAAAUUUAUCUGUUCUAGUUAAUGGAAGUUCAACCCUAGUGGUGGAAAUUCUGUCUAAAUCGAUUAAUGAUGCCGUUGAGAGAUGGCAAAUUACGGGUUUCAAAGUGGUGGAACAAGGUACUAUUAUCUCUCACCUUCAAUUUUCCGAUGACACUCUUAUCUUCAUUGACACAAGUGUGGAAGAAGUAAGAAGACUGCUAAUUAUUCUAGCUGUUUUUGAAACACUUACUGGUUUGAAGUUGAACCUGGAGGAAAGUAUCAUGAUUAGUAUAGGUGUUGAAGAGGUUAUUAACUUUCUUGCAAUAGAACUAGGGUGCAAGACAUAA
Papaver somniferum (opium poppy) is the source of this 585-nucleotide messenger RNA. RefSeq lists its product as uncharacterized. NCBI's taxonomy places the organism in Eukaryota, Viridiplantae, Streptophyta, Magnoliopsida, Ranunculales, Papaveraceae. The transcript is spliced from 3 exons. The coding region runs from base 1 to 585 and encodes 194 amino acids. The record is from RefSeq and is a predicted model, not a curated record.